Messenger RNA from Cuculus canorus (common cuckoo), 3668 nucleotides. It is a transcript of the gene LRRC45, whose product is annotated as leucine rich repeat containing 45. The record is from RefSeq and is a predicted model, not a curated record. The coding region runs from base 2 to 1882 and encodes 626 amino acids. Gene Ontology annotation, cellular component: centrosome. The transcript is spliced from 17 exons. Gene Ontology annotation, molecular function: protein binding. NCBI's taxonomy places the organism in Eukaryota, Metazoa, Chordata, Aves, Cuculiformes, Cuculidae.
GAUGGAGCGGCGGGUGCCGCGGGGCCCGCCCGGAGCCGGGGCCGAGCUGGUGCUGCGGGACCGCGGCCUGAGCGAGGAAGAUGUAAAAAUUCUGCUUCAUGGUCUUUGCUCCAACACCACAGUCAAAUCUUUAGAUCUGAAGGGAAAUAACCUGCGAACUGGGGGAGCUGAGGCUUUGGGAAAACUUCUUGCAAAGAACAAAACCAUCAGGAGCCUCACCUUGGAAUGGAACAACCUUGGCGUGUGGGAGGAGAGCUUCUCCCUUUUCUGCCAAGGACUGGGAGCAAACAGUGUUCUCCAACGGCUUGAUCUGCGCAGUAACCAGAUCAGCCAUCAAGGGGCUGGAGAGCUGGCCCUGGCACUGGAACAAAAUUCCAGCCUUCAGGAAUUAGGUAGGAGUGAUUUGCGUUGGAAUAAUAUCGGGCUUCUGGGUGGCCGAGCUUUGUUGAAUUGCCUGCACAGCAACAAGACUCUGAAGAGGCUGAAGCUGGCUGGGAACAAUGUUCCUAGUGACAUCCUGAAGGCUGUGGAACAGGCGAUGGAUCACAACCAACACUGCCAGGCUAUCCUGAGUGAGGCCCAGAACCGAGCAGACAUACUCAGCAAGGAGGUUUUGAGUCUGAAGGAUGAGAAGACCAAACAGUUCUUGGAUUUGAUGGACACUAUAGACAAGCAGAGAGAAGAAAUAGCCAAGGGUGACAGGGUGGCCACAGCACGAGUCAGACAGCUGCAGGAAGCGCUGGAUGAGCAGCACUCUAUUAUGAAUUCACUGAAAGCCAAGCUGCAGAUGACUGAAGCUGCUCUGGCUCUGUCUGAGCAGAAGGUGCAUGACUUGGGAGAGCUACUGAAUGCUGCAAAACAGGACCAAACCAGCAUGGCUGAACGCCACUUUAUGGAGCUCCAGCAACAGAAGCAGGAAGGUAUUGAUCGGGAAGGCAAGCUUCGGCGUGACUUGUCUGCUGCCAGUGAGAAAAAUCUGCUUCUAAGAAACGAGGUGGAUGAGUUGGAGAAGAAGUGCAAAGCCCAGCAGGAUCAGCUGUUCCAGGUCAAACAAGACUUGACCAACACAAGAGCAGAGCUGAAGCUGCGGGCUGUGCAGGCUGAGGAACGCUUGGAAGUGGAGAAAAAAAGAUUUAAAAAAAGCCUUGACGAUAUGGAAUCUCUUCGGGUGAAAGAGGUGGAUCAUAUGACACAGCACAUGGAGACCAGUCAGCGUUCCAUGCAGGACCGGAUCCAGAAGCUGGAGGGCAUCAGGAUAGCUCUGGAGGAGGAACUGAGCCAAGUCAAAGCAGCCACACUCGCUGAGCGAGGCCGAGCAGAGGAGGAGUUAAUAAAAGUCCGGAAUCAGGCACGGUUGGAGGAGCAGCAACGACUGGAACAGCUAGAAGAGAAGCUGCGACUGAUGACUGAGUUAUGGUAUGAAGCACAGAACUGCUGCCUUAAGCAAAAACAAAUGGUUGCUGAGGCCCAAGCCAAAGCCACUCAGCUGAACCUGCACACUGUUGGACUCCAACGGCGGCUAGAGGAACUUCAGCAGGACAUGAACAGUAAAGAAGAGGAGAAAGUGACAGAGGUGAAUAAAGUGAAAGUGGAAUUACAGGAGCAGAUUGGACACUUGCAGGCAGAACGCACAGCACAGGACGGGCUGAGAGAGAAGAUUGCAGCCCUGGAAAGAGAGAUGAAAGCCUUAUCAAGCAAUCACCGCGAGGCACUGCUGAACAAAGAAAGUGAAAUCUCUAUGCUGCUGGAGAAGCUGAGAAUGAGAGAGGCUGAAAUCUCUAGGAUGAGGGAAGUAGAGGCACAGCGAGCAAGUUUCUUGCAGAAUGCCAUCAUGGCAUACGUGCAGGGCUCCCCCUUGGGAACUCACAGUUCUAGGAAGUGAGAGUGUGGCUUAAAGAAUCCUGAUACCUGCUCUCAGGAGGAAGGUGAACAACUUAGGUGUAGCCACUUCUUUCCAAGUGGAACACUUUUGUCAGAGUAGAGUGACUCAAAGACUUGCAAACAGAGGAAAAAUUGCUUGUGCUGUUCAGAAAUCUUGCUUCUGGCCACAUAAAGGAGAGGAUAAAACAGCCAUGCGUGGCUGGGAUGGAGCCUUCUGGGUGUGCGUUCAUGAUGUGGAGCUCUGCUCUGCUACAGCAUUUGAAGUGGGUUUUGUGUCCUCUUGUACAGCACCAAUCUGUUGGCACGCCCUGUUGUUGCCCAGGGUUUGUAUGUUCCCUGGGCAGCGAUCCCUCUGAAGCUUUUGUUUAGAUGUCAGGGCUGCUCACGGUGAAACCCGAUAAAUGAUGGGCAGCAGUGUUUACAGUUUCCUGCAGGUAGGAGCCAUUUACUUACGGUGUUCGGAAGCUGCUGGAAAAAAUAGACCUUACCAUCCUGUGCCUUCAUACUCACAGACAGAAGCAGCGGCUGUCAGGACUUACUUUGGCUUUUCCAGCCCUUCUGUCCUGUGGCUGUGGUGGUGGGCAGUAGAUACACCUUCAUUAUGUCUAGAAACAGCUAUGCAGAGUGGGACAGCUGUGCAGUCGUGAUCCUUAUCCUUUCUGGGCUUUAGCCAUGGUUUGAGCCUCUACAACAUCUCCCGGCACAGAAAGGGUGAGGUGUCAGGGCUCAGUGUCUGUGCUUCCUCAUGUGUGAUCUGCAGCCCUUGGCUGGAGUUCCUCUUGCCAGAAUGUAGCAGCAUUUCAUCCCGUUAUGACAAACAGUAAAACUGUCCUGCUGGCUUCUCGGGAUCCUGGCCCUGAAUGCUGUUUCCUGGGCCUUAGAUAGGAGAGGAGCGAUGUUUCGAGUCACCACUGGGGAGUUGCUUCUGCACAAAUGGAAGAAAGUGCUUCCUUUUCCUGGCUGCAGAAGUCUUCAUGCAGCAUGGAGAAAGGGGAAGGGAUGCGAGGGUCUGAAUCGGAGCCAGAGGAGACCUUUGUCAGGACAGCAGCAUGAGAGCCUCCUAUUAGCUUCUGUAGGGAGUCUGCGGUGGGAGAAGUGAACGUCCUAUCCUGUAUUUUUAGAGGCAACUGGGAAAUGAAACUGCGUGGCCUGAUUGUUUUGUGUUCCUGCUGUUUCAUAUUGGGGUUUGCUCUGUUUUUAUAAUAAAGAGCUUUUGGGUUUUGCUGUGAUGCUGGCCAAUGCCAAGCUGGAUGUUUGGCUGAUGUGGAGGAAGGGCCUGCUGCUCUCUGACCCUCAUGAAGACCCUGCCACUCUGUCCUGGAGCUGAAGGGCUGCUGCAGGUCGGUACGCUCGAGGAUGCCUACAGGGUUUGGAUCUAAACUAAGGUAGCAGAGGCAGGGAACCCGUGUGCCAGUCACAAGGACAGGAGAGCCCCAGUCAAGGGGUGGAGGUAAGGGAACAGAAAAGCCUGUUUUGAGACAGCACCGUUACAGAGUGAUCGCUGUUCUCCAUUUGGAGAGGUGGAGGAAUCCAAAAGUGGUGCUUAUGCAGGAAUUUUGCUGCUCACAGGCAGCUUUCCCAGCACCUCGGGGCAGGUAAUGGUGAAACCUGCAGCUCAACGCAACCAGACUGGAAAGAAAGCUUCACCCUGGAGCCCCGGGGCACUCCGGGGUCCGUUCCCUGCGGGGGACAUGGAGGCAGCUCGAAGGACGCUGGGGACGGCUCGGGAGUCACUGGAACAGCUCCGGGGACACUGGGGACCGCUCAGAGGACACUGAGGCAGCUCA